This is a messenger RNA of Haliaeetus leucocephalus (bald eagle), 5544 nucleotides long. RefSeq names its product adenosine monophosphate deaminase 3 (gene AMPD3). The transcript is spliced from 15 exons. The coding region runs from base 91 to 2388 and encodes 765 amino acids. The record is from RefSeq and is a predicted model, not a curated record. Gene Ontology annotation, cellular component: cytosol. Gene Ontology annotation, molecular function: AMP deaminase activity. Gene Ontology annotation, biological process: AMP metabolic process; IMP salvage. Lineage: Eukaryota; Metazoa; Chordata; Aves; Accipitriformes; Accipitridae.
AGCGGCGCCGGACAGUGCCCGAAACGGCUGCCGCCUCCCGAGAGGAACAACGCCCGCCGCCCCGAGCGGGAGUCUCCUCAGCAAGCUGAGAUGCCCAGACAGUUUCCAAAGCUGAACAUCUCUGAGGUUGAUGAGCAUGUGCGACUUUUAGCAGAGAAGGUAUUUGCUAAAGUUCUACGAGAAGAAGACAGCAAAGAUGCCUUGUCACUAUUCACUGUGCCUGAAGACUGCCCUAUUGGGCAGAAAGAGGCCAAGGAAAGGGAGCUGCAGAAGGAACUGGCAGAACAACAGUCUGUGGAAACAGCUAAAAGGAAGAAAAGUUUCAAGAUGAUUCGAUCCCAGUCUUUGUCAUUACAAAUUCCGUCUCAGGAAUGGAAAGCACCAUCAGCCAAUCCUGUUCCGUCUCCUGCAACGCCAGUUCUUCCAAGUGCUUUUCUGCCAGUCCAAGUGCCAUAUGAUGUACCAGAGUUUCAGAGAGUUUCAAUUAGUGGAGACUACUGUGCAGGGGUUACAGUUGAUGAUUAUGAACAAGCUGCCAAGAGCCUGGUGAAAGCUCUUCUCAUUCGAGAAAAGUAUUCACGUCUUGCCUACCAUCGCUUCCCAAGAACAACGUCUCAGUAUCUGUGUAGCAUGCAAGAUGAAAAAUGGAAGGUUGAAGAUGAAGUGUAUCCAGAUUUCCAUUCACCCCCAGAAGAAAAUGAAGAUCCUUACAAUCUUGAUGAUGCUCCAGACAAUUUGGAUUAUGUCAUCAAGAUGAAAGGUGGCAUUCCCUUUGUUUAUGAUAACAAAGAAAUGAUGGAACUCAAUGAGCCUCGGAGUCUGCCGUAUCCUGACCUGGAGACCUAUACUCUUGACCUGAGCCAUGUUCUUGCUCUAAUUGCAGAUGGUCCAACAAAAACAUAUUGUCAUCGGAGGCUUAACUUUUUAGAAUCUAAAUUUAGUUUACAUGAGAUGUUAAAUGAAAUGUCGGAAUUUAAAGAACUAAAGAGUAAUCCUCAUCGAGACUUUUAUAAUGUGAGAAAGGUUGAUACUCAUAUCCAUGCUGCUGCUUGCAUGAACCAGAAACACUUAUUGAGGUUUAUUAAACACACAUAUCAAACGGAGCCCGACAGGAUUGUUGCAGAGAAAAAAGGCAAGAAGAUGACUUUAAAGCAAGUCUUUGAAAGCCUUCACAUGGACCCUUAUGAUCUCACUGUAGAUUCUUUAGAUGUCCACGCAGGUCGUCAAACAUUUCAUCGAUUUGACAAAUUCAAUUCCAAGUACAAUCCAGUUGGUGCCAGUGAGCUGAGGGACUUGUAUUUGAAAACUGAGAACUACAUUGGUGGUGAAUAUUUUGCUCGUAUGGUCAAGGAAGUAGCCCGGGAACUAGAAGAAAGUAAGUACCAGUAUACAGAACCCCGCUUAUCCAUUUAUGGACGGUCUCCAGAUGAAUGGCUGAACUUGGCAAAAUGGUUCAUUAAGCAUAAAGUUUAUUCCCCUAAUAUGCGCUGGAUAAUUCAGGUUCCCAGAAUCUAUGACAUAUUUAGGUCAAAAAAUAUUCUGCCUAGCUUUGGGAAGAUGUUGGAGAACAUCUUUGUACCUUUGUUUGAAGCAACAAUCAAUCCCAAAGACCACAAAGAAUUGCACCUUUUCCUUAAAUACGUGACUGGGUUUGACAGCGUUGAUGAUGAAUCCAAACAUAGUGGCCAUAUGUUCUCUGACAAGAGCCUUAACCCUGACCUUUGGACCAGUGAGAAGAAUCCCCCGUAUAGCUAUUAUUUGUAUUAUAUGUAUGUGAACGUCAUGUUGCUAAACAACCUUAGGAGGGAAAGAGGCAUGUGUACUUUUCUGUUUCGACCUCACUGUGGAGAAGCUGGGUCUAUCACACACCUUGUAUCAGCCUUUCUGACAGCAGACAACAUUUCUCAUGGAUUGCUCUUGAAGAAGAGUCCUGUCCUCCAGUAUCUUUAUUAUCUUGCACAAAUACCCAUUGCUAUGUCUCCACUUAGUAACAACAGCCUAUUCCUGGAGUACUCAAAAAAUCCACUACGGGAAUUUCUACAUAAGGGACUUCAUGUCUCUCUCUCCACAGAUGAUCCUAUGCAGUUUCAUUAUACAAAGGAAGCUCUCAUGGAAGAAUAUGCUAUUGCAGCCCAGGUGUGGAAACUAAGUACCUGUGACUUGUGUGAAAUAGCAAGAAACAGCGUACUACAGAGUGGAUUGUCAGAUAAGGAAAAACAGAAAUUCUUAGGGGUGAAUUACUGUAAAGAAGGGCCUGAGGGAAAUGACAUUCGAAAGACAAAUGUUGCCCAGAUCCGGAUGGCCUUCAGGUAUGAGACACUGUGCAAUGAACUUAGUUUCCUGUCUGAUGCUAUGAGAACAGAAGAGAUUUCUACUCUGUCAAAGUAGUUACAAGCUCCAAGAAACCAGAACAUUUCACUCCUAAACAGGGUAAGAUGCUAAUUAACAUUGAAUCAUCUGUCUUUGAUGCUACCAAGACAUAACUGAACAGUACACAGAAAAAUAGAGUAUCUAUGGAAGGUAAACAGCAUUUGCUGUUAUCUUUUACUGCAUUAUUCUCAUUGCAAAAAUUUCAGUUUCUACAAACAUGAGGCUUUGUAAGAUUGCUGUAAAUAUUAAAUGCAAACUCAGAAUCAUGUAAUAUUUGUUUCAUACUGUCGUAACUGUGCACUGUAUUGUAGCUUGGAAAACAACACAGAAUAGUCACAGGACAUCUGUGAUAAUGUACCUUAGGAUUCUGCAGAUGCGGAUAGUAUACAUGCACCUGUUUUUGUCCUGCUAGUCUCAGUAGCAAUCAUGACAUUUAGCACUUUUAAGUUUAACCCUUUAUUUGCUAGCAUUUUGUAUGGGGUGCAUAAUUUUGAGGCUACCCUUUCAUUCUGGAAAGUGUUCUGACAGUUUUUAUCAGCAGUUAUACUAGCAAACAAGAAAAAACAAAGUCUGGUAGUCUUGUUUAAUGAGUAAUUAAUUACUUCCUGUUGUCAUGUAGGAUGUCUGGGAAGAACAGCAGAUUAAUGCUUUUUAAUCUAGUAAGUAGAAAACAUGGUGUCAAAAUCAUCACUAUUGUACAUUGUAAUAACGAGUCUAAUUAUAUCAUGAAAACUUUGCCUUGAAAGUUAAGAACACUUUUUUUAUUGCUUCGUAAUGGGAAUAUGUGGAUAUACCAGUUCAAAUUACUUGGAAAUUUAUGCAGAUAAUUUUGGUUGCAUGUGAAGAGAAAUUUUUUACUUGAACAAAGGAAGUGUUCUUAUGAAUCAGUGGUAGAAACUCCAGACCUAGGUUCUGGUCCUACUUCUGACAUCUUUUUACACAUUUGUGUUAGUUUGUAUUUUAGUCAAUCAGAGUUGAAUGAGAAGUCAAACUGUCUAUUUAUACAGAAGCUUGCCUGCUUGAAAUAUGUCAUUACAAAUCAUGUUAUGUUAAACUUUUUAUUUAUGAUGGAGUGGCUAGUAACAUACAGCUACUGGAAUAUUUAUCACUUUCAAUCUUUUUUCUAUUUGAUCAUCCUUUGUAAGACACAGUACUAUUCAUUCAGAAAGGAUUAAAGGUAACAUGAUAGCAUCUAUGUAUUGUAGAAGCUGCAUGUAGUUUCACACCAAAAAAUACUCAGGCUAGGGCCAGCAGAGGAUGUUGAUGCCUGCAAGUCCAACAUUACACUACUUAAUUUGAAGGCCUAUAGUCCCUAAACUAGGAUCUUGAGCCUACAGUUAGAGACCUGGGUAUCUAAUAUAAUAAAUACAUUGGGAGGUUAGGCAUGAGAACAUUAAUUCAGAAUUAAUGGAUAAAAAGCAAAUAAUGAAUACUAGCCAAUCAAGCCUCACUAGACCUAGAACCCUGCAUGUUUUACUACAUCAGCUGUCUUGUGUAACUUGUAUUUCUUAGGCCAGGCUCUUCUCCUGCGGCUUGGGCACCUACAUCCUUCCUUUCAAGAGCUGAUCAGGUCUCACUUUCCCUUGUAAAUGCAGCCAGAAGUAGCAGUGGUGACAUCACCAGUACCAAACAAGUCAUUAAUGGCCUAAAUGUAUAUAUGCACUGAAGACAUACGCUCUCUCCUUAGGCUGUGGCAGUUCAAAGCAAUACCUACAGGGACACUUUUUUAAUGUGCCUGCUGUCCUGAAUGGUGAUUGCAGGGAAAUGGCACCAACGGAAGGGAGGGAGGAAUUCCCUAUCACCUCCUAUAGCUGUGCAGCCCUGUAAGAGCUGCGUAAGAGAGAUUAAACCUAAAGACCUUUAGGAAGCAGCCUGGAAGUAAGGCUGCUCCGAGGGAGAUCAAGACACAGGAGCAGAGUUCUGGCCAUCCAGUCACCAUUACAGUUAGCCAGUGUUAUGCACAGGAAGCUGCAAUAAUUGCAGACGUUUUUCGUCCAAAAUAUGGUUGCAGACAGGUGGUGGGAGACUUGACUUCAGCGCUUCAGUAACCUAGCCUAAGGUCUCCAGUGUUCAACUAGUGCCAGAUUUUGUAUUCUUUGUGCAGCUAAAAAUCAUGUGAAAUCGUGCUACGCUGCUCAACUGUAUGAUAAUAUAAUUGUCCAAAGUUCUUGGUCAACAGUGCCUAUUGGCCUCACUGUUAGAAACUUCAGCAGCUUAUAUAAUGCAUUAUCAGGAUUGGCAAGUGUAAUUUUCUUAGGUUAAAGUCUGAAAACAGUGGUUCAAGCAUUUUAGCUGCAUAAAAUCCAGACGUUUUCAUUCGUACCGCUUACUAAUAAGUUGUUAUCAACAUAACAUUAUUUACCGGAGAAAAGCAUCUGCGUCCAGGCUAAAUAAGCAACACAUCUGGUUUUAAGAAUUUAAAUUGUAAGUAUUUUCAUCUGAUAAACAUUGCUUUACUUGCGUUGUUUCACCUGAAGAUUGCUAUUAGUGCUGCCUUUGUUGUCACUUAAGAUUUCUUAUUUAGUUUUCUUAAUAUUCUACCAAAUCUGUGUAUGUUUGUUUAAUACCUUUUCAGCUUUCCUUACCUCAAACACAUGAGGUUCUAAUACAGCUGUAGCUCAUUAAAGAAAAAAACAAAACUGGAUUUGACUAUUCAGUUAAUGGACAGUAAUUGGGAUUUUGACAAUAACAACAAUUAACACACAAGUGGUCAUGACCACAAGUUCUGCUUUCUGUGCUUCUUUAUGUGCUGCUUUUAAGGAUAAAUUGAGCUAAUAGUGUCAUAUUUUGGGAAACAAACCGACAUCCUUUCAAGCUUCCACUACCACAUCUUUUGGUCAUCUUUUAAUUAGGCAAAAGUUAUUGAUUCUCAAGCUCAGUUCUUAAAUUUCAGCUUCUUUUCUUUUUUAAAGUUGCACUUUUGUUCUGAUGUAUGGCUGUUCAAAAUAACGUUGCAGUCUUAGGAUAUGUAUGUAAUGAAGGGCAAUCCAGUGUUGAAGUGUUACUGACAUCUGAAUUACUGUUGUACAUGUUUACUCAAAUGCAAGACAGAGCAGUUGCUGAUUCCCGCCCCCUUACCAGUGAUGAGAUCAAACCUGGUUACACCACAGCUUAUGUUUUACUCAAACAGAAGGGGACUAGAACAACGUCACUGUAGGUAGUGACUGGGACGGG